AAUCCGGAGAAGUCGCGUUCAGCCGCGGCGCGUGAGUCCGCGUCCUCACUGCGCGUGAAACAUGACGGGCGACGGUGAGAGGACAGCGGGCGAUGAGGGGGACAGGGACAAAGACAAGACCCGGAAGCCCUUCAUCAUCGGUGUGGCCGGCGGGACAGCCAGCGGGAAGUCAUCAGUGUGCAACAAGAUCAUAGAGCUGCUGGGCCAGAAUGAGAUCGACCACCAUCAGCGCCAAGUGGCCAUCCUCAGCCAGGACAGCUUCUACAAAGUUCUGACCCCAGAACAGAAGGCCAAGGCACUCAGGGGUCAGUACAACUUCGACCACCCAGAUGCUUUUGACAAUGACCUCAUAAUUUCCACCCUGUGGGAAAUCAAGAAGGGGAGAACGGUUCACAUUCCUGUUUAUGACUUCGUUACACAUUCCAGGAAAGAAAAAACGGUGACUGUGUACCCUGCUGACGUGGUGCUGUUUGAGGGGAUUCUGAUGUUCUAUUCUCUGGAGAUUCGAGACCUUUUCCACAUGAAACUGUUUGUGGACACUGAUGCAGACACCCGCCUGUCACGUAGAGUGCUGCGGGACAUCAGUCAACGUGGUCGGGACUUGGAGAGCAUUUUGGCACAGUACAUCACUUUUGUCAAGCCUGCAUUUGAGGAGUUCUGCUUGCCAACAAAGAAAUAUGCAGACGUGAUAAUACCGAGAGGAGUGGAUAACGUCGUUGCUAUAAAUCUGAUCGUUCAGCACAUCCAAGACAUUUUGAAUGGUGGCCUGAGCAAACGGAUGAACGGGUGGAUCAGCGGGACGACGGGGAAGCAGCAGAGCGUGGAGUCGAACACUCGGCCCCACUGAUCCACAGAGGAGGAAAGGCUCCCACAUGUGGUGGUUGCCUCCUGAGCUUGUGUACUUUGAGACCACAUUUUAUUUUCUUCCAAGCGAAAGCCAUGACCUUUCCCAC
Molecule: messenger RNA, 953 nt
Organism: Nematolebias whitei (Rio pearlfish)
Lineage: Eukaryota; Metazoa; Chordata; Actinopteri; Cyprinodontiformes; Rivulidae
Gene: uck2a
Product: uridine-cytidine kinase 2a
Exons: 7
Coding region: 62-847 (261 amino acids)
Cellular component (GO): cytosol; cytoplasm
Molecular function (GO): kinase activity; ATP binding
Source: RefSeq, a predicted model, not a curated record